Molecule: messenger RNA, 804 nt
Organism: Talaromyces amestolkiae
Lineage: Eukaryota; Fungi; Ascomycota; Eurotiomycetes; Eurotiales; Trichocomaceae
Exons: 2
Coding region: 1-804 (267 amino acids)
Source: RefSeq, a predicted model, not a curated record
AUGACAGACGGCCAGAGCCUCGAACCAAUUUCAUCACCAGCGCAGCCACAAUCAGUGAACAUUCCAAAGCGCAAGCCCCUCCCCACAAACGAUGGCCCCGUUGUCGAAUCCACAGCGACCACUACGGUCGUGGACGAUCAGAGCCAUGAACGACUACAGAAUAUAGCUUCGGACCCCGAGAAAGAUGUCGCAAGUGGCACAUGGGAGUCGCGAACGGUCAAUAAUGGCGCUCGAAGGCGAUUUGCAUUGCCUGCCCUGUCGCUCGCUCUUUUUGACAAGGUCCGUCUUGGUCCGUUGGACAAGUACCUGCCGUACGAGCAACGGAAGCGCCGCUAUGCGAUUGCUGGAAUAUUUGCUGGAUUGAUAAUUGCUGUAUUGGCACUUGUUAUCGGUCUUGCGGUUGGAUUAACGACGGGUAAAAAAACCCAAAAUCUCCCUCUUCCAACCUCAAAUGGAGGACCAUAUAGUGGUGAUCUCACUUACUAUGAGCCUGGUCUGGGAGCAUGUGGUAUCACUUCCUCUUCAUCAGACAGCAUUUGCGCUGUAUCUCAUUUAGUCUUCGACGCCGCACAAAAAGGGUCAAAUCCCAAUGCAAACCCACUAUGCGGGUUGAAGAUACGACUGCGCAGAAAUGAUGAAAGUGUUGAUGUGACGGUAGUCGACCGUUGUGUUGGGUGCAAAGCGACGGAUAUCGAUACCACAACCUCUGUAUUCGGAACGUUGGCGGAGAUUGACCAAGGCCGAGUGACAGUUGAUUGGGCUUGGUUGGAGACUUCGCCCGUCAAUGUCAGCGCUGUUUCUUGA